Messenger RNA from Misgurnus anguillicaudatus (oriental weatherfish), 733 nucleotides. It is a transcript of the gene atp5pd, whose product is annotated as ATP synthase peripheral stalk subunit d. Gene Ontology annotation, molecular function: proton transmembrane transporter activity. NCBI's taxonomy places the organism in Eukaryota, Metazoa, Chordata, Actinopteri, Cypriniformes, Cobitidae. The record is from RefSeq and is a predicted model, not a curated record. Gene Ontology annotation, biological process: proton motive force-driven ATP synthesis.
CUUGUAUGUAUUUAUGGCAAUGUGUCUCCAGUCCGCUAGGUGUCAGUAAAGAGACGCGGUGUUCUUAACAGCGCUUCCGGUCUCCGGCGGCCAUCACGCUUCUGUCAUUGCGGCGGCUUGAUCCUUGAGCAGAGCAGAAAGAUGGCAGGGCGACGUGCAGCUGUUAAGGCCAUUGAUUGGCUGGCUUUUGCCGAAAGGGUCCCACCAAACCAGAGAGCCAUGUUCAACAGCCUGAAGACCCGCAGCGAUGCCAUUUCAGCAAAACUUACGUCUUUGCCAGAGAAACCAGCUGCAAUUGACUGGAGUUUCUACAGAAGCGUUGUAGCCAAACCAGGCAUGGUGGAUGAGUUUGAGAAGAAGUUUUCUGCAUUGAGCGUCCCUGAACCAGUGGAUACUCAAACUGCAAAGAUUGAUGCACAGGAGCAGGAGGCUAACAAGAAGGCUGCAGUCUAUCUGGAAUCAUCUAAAGCUCGUAUUGCAGAGUAUGAAAAGGCGCUUGGGAAGUUCAGGAACAUGAUUCCAUUUGAACAGAUGACCAUUGAAGAUCUCAACCACACCUUCCCAGAGACCAAGCUGGACAAAGUCAAACAUCCAUACUGGCCACACAAGCCUAUUUCUGAACUGUAAUUUAUUAGCAGUGCCUAUGAGCUUUGUAUAGUCUGGUCUACUAUGGAAGUGAUUCCAAUCGUAAAAUGACACGUGUGGUUCCAAUAAAAAUAUGUUGUUUAAACAA